Mucor velutinosus is the source of this 783-nucleotide messenger RNA. RefSeq names its product Lipase 5. The coding region runs from base 1 to 783 and encodes 260 amino acids. Lineage: Eukaryota; Fungi; Mucoromycota; Mucoromycetes; Mucorales; Mucoraceae. The transcript has 6 exons. Gene Ontology annotation, molecular function: oxidoreductase activity. The record is from RefSeq and is a predicted model, not a curated record.
AUGUCCUCUGCCAUCUGCCUCUCAGACAAGCAAACCUCGCCCGACUUUAAGUACGGGUUGGAAGAGAAGAAGCUCUCCUUGGAUGCACCAAAAUCAGACUAUACAACCGUGCAAAUACUCGCAGCCUCUUUGAAUCAUCGUGACGUAUAUAUCAUGAAGAAUCAGUUUAUGGGUGUUACAACAGGAGGCGUCGUUUGGUCCGAUGCAGAUGCUGAGGGUCCUGAGAAUGCAUUUGCCAUGUUGGGACUGAAUCCUUGUAUUGGCGUUGCUGCUGAGAAGGCUCUGGUUGAGACAAAUGAAAUCUUCAAAUGUCCAGAGCAUUUGUCCAAUCUCGAAGCUGCUGCUUUACCUUUAGCAGGAUUGACCGCUUAUCGUGCUGUAUUCUCCAAAUGUGGCAUCAAGCAAGGUGACAAUGUCCUGAUCAUUGGCAUUGGUGGUGGUGUUGCUCUUUUUGCAUUGCAAUUUGCUGUCGCUGUUGGUGCUAAUGUCUAUGUGACAUCCUCUAACCCCGAAAAAAUCGAUAGAGCAGUUGCUUUGGGAGCUAAAGGAGGUGUUAAUUACAAAGAUGCAAACUGUAUACAGCAGUUGAAAGACAUGUUGAACGGUGGGUUGAUUCGUGCUAUUGUUGAUGGUGCUGGUGGUUCUUUGUAUGGUCAAUAUCCUUCUGUUAUGAAGCAAGGUGGUGUCAUUGCCAACUAUGGUCAAACAUCCAACGAGCCAAUCGCUUUCUCCAUGUAUCAAGUAGCUCAAAACAUUGAUUUGCGUGGUUCAACCAUGGGAUGA